CAGACUGGUCUCCAGCUGUUAGCAUCGCCGAGCCCGUCGUAGAGAAGUCGAUCCAUCAUGAGGCUCGUGCUGCCCAACCCAGGCCUGGAGGACCGGAUCGUUCCCCUGGAGGAACUCGAGGCCAUCGAGGAGGAAGAGGCGAAAUCGAGGCCAAAAUGGGAUAACAAGAUGCAAUACAUGUUGACCUGCGUGGGUUUUUGCGUGGGAUUGGGAAACGUGUGGCGAUUCCCCUAUCUCUGCCAGAGCCAUGGAGGAGGAGCCUUUAUGAUCCCAUUUCUCAUCCUGCUGGUCUUCGAGGGCGUCCCUCUGCUCCACCUGGAGUUUGCCAUCGGGCAGAGGCUGAGGAAAGGGAGCGUUGGUGUCUGGAGUUCAAUCCACCCGACCCUGAAAGGAGUUGGUAUUGCUUCCAUGUGUGUAUCCUUCAUCGUGGGAUUAUACUACAACACUAUCAUUGCCUGGGUUAUGUGGUAUUUCUUCAACUCUUUUCAAGAGCCACUGCCCUGGAGUACUUGUCCCCUGAAUGACAACAGAACAGGUUACAUCGAUGAGUGUGCCAGGAGCUCACCCGUGGAUUUUUUUUGGUACCGAGAGACUCUAAAUAUUUCCACAUCCAUUAGCGAUUCGGGAAAUAUUCAGUGGUGGAUCCUGCUGUGUUUGACCUGUGCCUGGAGCGUCCUUUACGUCUGCACCAUCCGCGGCAUCGAAACCACCGGAAAGGCGGUUUACGUCACAUCGACUCUUCCUUAUGUGGUGCUGACCAUUUUCCUGAUCCGCGGCUUGACGCUGAAGGGGUCGACCAAUGGGAUAGUGUUUCUCUUCACUCCCAAAAUCGAGGAACUGACCAAUCCAGUCACGUGGCUGGAUGCUGGAGCUCAGGUGUUCUUUUCCUUCUCCCUGGCCUUUGGAGGACUCAUCUCCUUCUCCAGCUACAAUUCCGUGCAUAACAACUGUGAGCGAGAUGCCGUGAUCGUGUCCAUAAUCAACGGUUUCACGUCAAUUUAUGCCGCGACCGUUGUCUAUUCCAUCAUCGGCUUCCGAGCCACAGAACAAUAUGACGAAUGCUUUCAUCAAAACAUCCUGAUGCUGAUGAAUGCAUUUGAAUUGCCAGAGGGUAAUGUCACUCAAGAAAACUUUGAGGAAAUGCAGAAAUUAUUGAACUCGACCAACCCUGUUUUAUUUGCGAGCCUUAACUUUCAGACCUGUGACCUCAAUUCCCUUUUGUCCGAGGGUGUGGAAGGAACUGGGUUGGCCUUUAUCGUCUUCACCGAAGCCAUCACCAAAAUGCCAAUCUCCCCUCUGUGGUCCGUUCUCUUCUUCAUCAUGCUGUUCUGCUUGGGCCUUUCAUCUAUGUUUGGAAAUAUGGAGGGAGUGCUUGUACCUCUGAUGGAUCUCAAGGUUUUCCCUAAAAAAUGGCCCAAGGAACUCCUGACAGGGCUCAUCUGCCUGGUAACCUAUUUGAUUGCCUACAUUUUUACCCUGAGAUCUGGCCAGUACUGGCUGUCUCUCCUUGACGGCUACGCGGCGUCCAUUCCUCUGUUGAUCGUGGCGUUCUGUGAAAUGUUUUCGGUGGUCUACAUCUAUGGAGUCGACAGGUUUAAUAAGGACAUUGAAUUUAUGAUUGGUCACAAGCCCAAUCUCUUCUGGCAAGUGACAUGGAGAGUCAUCAGCCCUCUUGUCAUGUUAGUGAUCUUCUUGUUCUUCUUUGUGGUACAAGUCAAUGAAGAACUCCGGUACCUGAUUUGGGACCCCGACUAUGAGGAAUUCCCCAAGUCCAAGAGCAUUCUCUACCCUAACUGGGUGUACGCUGUCAUUGUCAUUGUGGCUGGGACCCCAUGUCUGGUCAUCCCCGUCUUCGCCAUCUACAAAGCCAUCAGGAAUCGUUGCCAGGAACAAGACGACCGGGGAGAGCUCUUUGCGACUUCUUCUUUCCCCUCUGUGAACGGAGAUCUAAAGAAUUAGGCUUCGGGCCAGUGGGAUCGGGAUCUUAAUUGGAUGAGGAAAAGGAAUAAAACCCAAAACCACAACCCAGCAGGACCCUGGAACACCAAGGGCUGGGGCGGGACACUGAGGCCCUGACGGAGACUUCCUCUCGGCGGAGUGGAUGGUCUAACUAGCUGGACCCGGAAAACAAGGGUGACUACAUUACUUUGCCAAGGCUAACUAUGGUUGGACGGCUCCGUGGCUGCUCUUAAAUCACUAAGCACCUCUGGAACGGGCACCGAUUAAAAGACUUAGCCGCUGAGGUCCCUCA
Tachyglossus aculeatus (Australian echidna) is the source of this 2251-nucleotide messenger RNA. RefSeq names its product solute carrier family 6 member 19 (gene SLC6A19). Lineage: Eukaryota; Metazoa; Chordata; Mammalia; Monotremata; Tachyglossidae. The record is from RefSeq and is a predicted model, not a curated record. Gene Ontology annotation, biological process: sodium ion transmembrane transport. Gene Ontology annotation, cellular component: plasma membrane. Bases 58 to 1959 code for a protein of 633 amino acids. The transcript has 12 exons.